Molecule: messenger RNA, 1489 nt
Organism: Hibiscus syriacus
Lineage: Eukaryota; Viridiplantae; Streptophyta; Magnoliopsida; Malvales; Malvaceae
Product: aspartic proteinase CDR1-like
Exons: 1
Coding region: 42-1325 (427 amino acids)
Biological process (GO): proteolysis
Cellular component (GO): extracellular region
Molecular function (GO): aspartic-type endopeptidase activity
Source: RefSeq, a predicted model, not a curated record
AUUCCAAUUAUUCAUCAAACCAUCUUUAACAAAACACAGAAAUGGUGCAUAAAAAUCCACUGUUUCUUGUUGUUGCCGUGAUUUUCUCCACCCUGCUGGUUCACGCAGUAGUUGGAGCAAAGGCAUCGAUGAGUUUCAGUGUCGACCUUAUUCACCGUGAUUCACCAACAUCUCCCUUGUAUAAUGCUUCUCUAACCUCAUCAGAUAUCCUAAGGAAAAAUGCCCUCCAUUCAAUGGCCCGACUCAAACACUUCCACUCUUUGAUCGAUCAAAAAUCCGUCCAAUCUUCAGUGAUUCCAACUGAAGGAAACUAUCUGAUGAAACUCUCCUUUGGAACCCCGCCGGUUGAAUACUUAGCAGUUGCAGAUACCGGCAGCGACCUUAUAUGGAUACAGUGCGUUCCAUGCCCUCAAUGUUAUCCUCAAGAUUCUCCUCCUUUUAAUCCUCAAGCAUCGUCCACUUACAGAAAGCUUCCUUGUGGUUCCGACAGUUGCCAAGCUCUUCCUCGGAAACAGUGCACCGACACGAAUGAGUGUCAAUAUAGUUAUAGCUAUGGAGACAGGUCGUUUACCGUUGGAACACUCAGCACUGACACCUUGAGCUUCGACUCCUCCGAUGGUCAAAAAACAGAAUUCCCGACGACUGUUUUUGGUUGCGGGCAUAAAAAUCAAGGCAAAUUCAGUAGCCCCAGUGCUGGUCUUGUUGGCCUGGGAGGAGGGUCAUUGUCCCUGGUUUCUCAAAUAAGCACUCAAAUUGAUAACAGAUUCUCCUACUGCUUGGUUCCUCGCUCUGCAAGUUCCGGUAGUAAACUGCUCUUCGGACAAGAAGCGAUAAUAUCUCGUCCUGGAGCUGUUUCGACUCCGUUGACAACUAAAAACCCUCCGACCUUCUACUUCCUUAGUCUCGAAGGUGUUAGCAUCGGAGACGAGACCGCGAAGCCGAUUUCGAGCCAAGGGAACAUCAUAAUCGAUUCCGGAACAACACUCACGCUACUCGAAUCGAAUUUUUAUAACAGCUUGGAGAGUAUAGUGAAAAAUGCCAUCGGAGCUGAUCCGGUGCAAGAUCCUUCGGGAACAUUCAGCUUGUGCUAUGGGACAGAGACUAAUAUCAAAGUCCCGGACAUGGUGUUCCAUUUCAGUGGCGCUGACCUUCGGUUGCAACCUGUAAACACAUUUGGGAACAAUGGCGACUUGCUUUGUAUGCUGAUAGUCCCAAGUGAGUCCUUAUCUAUAUUUGGAAACUAUGCACAGAUAAAUUUCCAGGUGGAACAUGAUCUUGAGAAGAAGAAGGUCUCCUUUGCUCCGACAGAUUGUACCCAACAGUAAGUUUGUUGGAUUCGGACGAUGGUGAUCGACUUCAUCAUAUAUCAUAAAAUAACAAUCGCAAAGCUGCUUUAGGCGGUUAUUUAGAUUCAUCUCUAGCUUAUAUAGGUUUCUUGGUUAAUUGUAAGAUCAGUCCACCGGUACAAGAUGAUAUUAUGGUUUAUUUG